AUGUCUCUCACCAACAAACUUGCCAUCACCGACGUUGAUCUUAAGGACAAGCGUGUCCUGAUCCGAGUCGACUUCAACGUCCCUCUCGACGCGAACAAGAACAUCACAAACAACCAACGUAUUGUCGGUGCCUUGCCGACUAUCAAGUACGCCAUCGAACAUGGAGCCAAAGCUGUAAUUCUGAUGUCCCACCUUGGCCGACCUGAUGGCAAGGUGAACCCCAAGUACAGCUUGCAGCCUGUUGUCCCAGAGCUUGAGAAGCUACUUGGCCGCGGCGUUAUUUUCACCAAUGACUCUGUUGGAAAGGAAGUGGAAGAGACUGUCAACGAGGCCACUGGUGGCCAAGUAAUUCUGCUGGAGAAUCUGCGAUUCCAUGCCGAGGAAGAAGGUAGCUCUAAGGAUGCGAACGGCAAUAAGAUUAAGGCCGACAAAGCUAAGAUUGAGGAGUUCCGCAAGGGACUGACUGCUCUGGGAGACAUCUACAUCAACGAUGCUUUCGGUACUGCCCACCGUGCUCACAGCUCGAUGGUCGGAGUAGAUCUCCCCCAGAAGGCAUCUGGCUUCCUUGUGAAGAAAGAGCUUGAAUACUUCGCCAAAGCCCUGGAGAGUCCUCAACGGCCUUUCCUUGCUAUCCUUGGUGGCUCCAAGGUUUCCGACAAGAUCCAACUCAUCGACAACCUUCUACCCAAGGUCAACAGCUUGAUCAUCACUGGCGGCAUGGCUUUCACUUUCAAGAAGACUCUCGAGAAUGUUAAGAUCGGUAAUAGUCUGUUCGACGAAGCUGGCAGCAAAAUCGUCGGCGAGGUCGUCGACAAGGCCAAGAAGAACAAUGUGAAGAUCAUCUUGCCUGUUGACUAUGUCACUGGCAGCAAGUUCGGUGCUGAUGCUGAAGUUGGAUCCGCAACAGAUGAGCAAGGAAUUCCCGAUGGCUGGCUCGGUUUGGACGUUGGCCCGAAGAGUGUCGACCUGUACAAGGAGGCUAUCAAGGAAGCCAAGACUAUUCUCUGGAACGGUCCUCCGGGUGUUUUUGAAAUUGAGCCUUUCGCAAAGGGAACAAAGGACACCCUUGAUGCUGCAGUUGCAGCUGCUCAAUCGGGUACGAUUGUCAUUAUUGGCGGUGGUGACACUGCAACUGUUGCCGCCAAGUACGGUGUUGAGGAUAAGCUGAGCCAUGUGUCCACUGGAGGUGGUGCUUCUUUGGAAUUACUGGAGGGCAAGGAAUUGCCUGGUGUUGCUGCUUUGUCAAGUAAGUAA
Molecule: messenger RNA, 1254 nt
Organism: Talaromyces proteolyticus
Lineage: Eukaryota; Fungi; Ascomycota; Eurotiomycetes; Eurotiales; Trichocomaceae
Product: putative phosphoglycerate kinase PgkA
Exons: 3
Coding region: 1-1254 (417 amino acids)
Biological process (GO): glycolytic process; gluconeogenesis
Cellular component (GO): cytosol
Molecular function (GO): phosphoglycerate kinase activity; ATP binding; ADP binding
Source: RefSeq, a predicted model, not a curated record